This is a messenger RNA of Bursaphelenchus xylophilus (pine wood nematode), 1532 nucleotides long. NCBI's taxonomy places the organism in Eukaryota, Metazoa, Nematoda, Chromadorea, Rhabditida, Aphelenchoididae. The record is from the annotation of a GenBank genome assembly.
AUGGUGGGGAUGUGUUCGACCGCGUACCUGAAGCCGCUCUACCUGGUGGCGUUGAUUAUUGCGCUCGUUUUCACCACCGCCGCACUUUUCUCGCCCGCCUGGCGACGAAUCGACGACAACAACAGUGUGGGGCUGAUCACGUCCGACUGCUACUUUCAGGCGUGCUGGUGGUACACUGACGUGAGUUUUGGAACAAACCAGCGAUUUCCAAAGUUGUGGGAAAAAUGAGACUUUUUGAUUUUUCGAUAUUGUAGUAGACCUUUCAUAACUCAAAAACUUGCUCCAAAAUACGGUAAUAAUUGGAAACAGAGGUCGAAGAGGGCCAUACACAACAUUUUUAUUUCAUUUCCAGAACUUAAAAAUAUUGUUUCCUCUAUGUUUUGCACGGUGCAAUGAUGUAGUUCAUUUUAGCUUACGUUUUUGCACCGUGCAAUUUUUGCUCAAAAUGAAGUAAAAAAAUUUUUUUUAAUGCCAAAUUUUUUUCAUUGUGUUGGAAGAUAUUUACAGGCUAUGAAAAAAUCGCCUACGUAUCUUUUUUUACCGAAAAAUCUUCGAAAAAUGCGAAAUUUUUUUGCACAGUGCAAAACCGAAAGCCAAUUUACCCUAUUUCCCCGCACUGUGCAAUCAAAUUUUUUCAACAACUUAGAAUAUCUAUCUUUCGCCUUUUCAGAACCGAGCCUCCUUCGAUCACACAUGUCUGGGACUGAUGAUAGUCGCAUUCGUCCUCGAGAUCUUCCUGAUCUUGGCGUCGUUGGGGAUGUGGACUCGAUUCUUCGUGCCUGGGGCUUACGUGUGUUUGACGGCGGUUAGCUUCGCCGCGAUGGUCGCUAUUGUCGUCACUUUGGCGAUUUAUGGAGCCAAAAGCGAGAACACCUUCCGAGGGAUCAGUAAGUUUCGUCAAACAAGAGGAAAUUUGAAGGAAACUUGAAGGGGCGGAGCUUAGGGUGAUUUGGGAACUUCGCACGGUGCAAUGGUGAAAAUGAAAUUUUUUUGCGACCAAAAAUAAAUUUAGGACCCAAAAAACUUUUACACUGACAAGAUGCACUAUUUGGCACGAUUUUAUUGAGGUUUAUUAAGAAAAACUUAAAAUUAUGGGGAGCAAAACUUGAAUUUUGCUUUUCUAACAUAUUUUGAAGCUCUAUAUCUCAAUCUACAAUGUAAAGUUAAACUUAAAAAUUUUUCAGAGGUCAUAGCAGACUCUAAUCUUCAUUUCUACCAAGUUUCAUUCAAUUCCGAAAUUUUGCCCUGAGGCAAUUUUUUCGAAAAUUGAGAGUUUUGAACUCUCAAUGGCUUUCAAACUUCACACACGCAAUUUCAAACACAACAGAACAUUUUUAGCGCCACUUUAACACAUCCUUUCAGUCCCAAUAACAGUAGCGCCACCAUCGGUCACCGGUUUCCAGUCGACGCAUAACAACCAAUUCGGCUACAGCUACUGGCUCGCACUAAUUGGAGCGAUUUUUAUGGCCAUUGCGACGACAAUCGCCGCCACCGCCACGGUUUUCAGUCUUUCGGUGAAUGCCCAUUCAUAA